UCAGUCAUGCGUCCGACACUCGUACUGCUUGUUAUCACUCUAUUUCUCUUGGCGGAAAGAGGAGUUAGAGGUGAAACAAAUGCCAAAGUAAACGUACAGAGGACAGCCUUGGAGCAUGAUGUACCACUUAAGUCGGUUAAGUCCGUCGAGGAAGGGAGAGGUCGACUGAAAAAGGGCCUCCUUCGCAGGCUCGCCCUUCCGCUGCUGUUACUGCUGAAACUUAAGGCAGGAGUCACGGUGCCAGCCCUGUUCGGCAUCGUCGCCUUGGUAGCUUUCAAGGGUCUCUGGUCAGGGAUGACGGCCCUGGCAGUCGCAGCUGCCCUCGCUGUCAGGGGUCUCAUCCCACCGCCGAGGAUCGUCCAGCUUCCGCCGGCCCAUCCGCACCAUGCGCUCGUCACCGACUACUACACCGAUUACAGGCGGGCCGACGACAUCUCAAGACACGACGACUACAGAUACGGAUAUCGAUAAGGAUCAUCUAAUUACGGAAGUUUUACCCAGUAUUAAAAUGUACCAAAGUAUUUAUUUUUUUAUAACAAACACAAAUUAUUUAUU
Molecule: messenger RNA, 555 nt
Organism: Cimex lectularius (bed bug)
Lineage: Eukaryota; Metazoa; Arthropoda; Insecta; Hemiptera; Cimicidae
Exons: 3
Coding region: 7-471 (154 amino acids)
Source: RefSeq, a predicted model, not a curated record